GUCCUGACUCAGCCGUGACCGCACCGUCUGUUUUCGCGGUCGCAGCUUCACUUCUCUGGGGUCCUGACUCAGCCGUGACUGCACCGUCUGUUUUCGCGGUCGCAGCUUCACUUCGCAUGAAAUCGAUUUGAAUGCGGGUUGAGUUUCGAAUUUUUAUUUGUGUCGUAUCCCCAACAGGGGCCAUCCAUUAUUAGUCCCCUCAGUGCCCCAUUACCCAUACAGAUACUAGGUCGUCAGGCCUGAUCUUGUCGCCCUUUGGAUAAGUUCACGAAUGCCCGCAGAGUCGAAUGUUGAUGGAGACACUAAUAAGGCCUUUAAAGCGAACAGCUUAUAAAAGUGACGAACACAAGGCGCUUAUAACUGCCUCCAUUAGCCGUCAAGCCAGAAUCGCUACAUGGGUGGCGCGACAACGAUGAAGUCGCUAGCUAGUUUCGCGUCGUCGUUCGCCUUGAUCUCGUGUGUUUUCGCCGUUGCCAAUGCAGCAAAUUCCAAACUUCGAUUCGGUCCACAGAGCAUCAACCUUUGGAGGCUAGACGCGCGGGAGAGGGUACUGUUGGCCGCACAUCCUGCAGUUUCCCCGCUCGUCUUACAGGAUACAAGUAACAUCGAUCUUUCCGCUUCGCCGACCGCAUCGUCACAGAAACCUGUCGAGUUCCCAGAGCGGUACUUCAUACAACCCAUUGAUCAUCAUAACCACACCGCUGGGACUUUUGGUCAGCGUUACUGGGUUAAUACACGUCACUAUAUUUCUGGUUCUAGUGGACCUGUGAUUGUCCUCGAUGGCGGGGAGACGAGUGGGGAGGAAAGAAUCCCAUUCUUGGACACCGGUAUUAUAGAUAUGCUGGCGAAGGCUACUGGUGGUGUGGGUGUCGUACUUGAGCAUCGGUACUAUGGAAAAUCAAUACCCGUCUCCGACUUCAGCACUGACAACCUCAGGUGGCUUAACAAUGACCAAGCCACAGCUGAUUCCGCAAACUUCAUGGCAAAUGUGAAGUUUUAUGGGAUAGAUGAGGACCUCACUGCACCAAAUGUUCCCUGGAUAUAUUAUGGUGGCUCUUAUGCAGGUGCCAGAUCAGCUCACAUGAAGAUAUUGUAUCCUGAGCUUGUCUUCGGUGCCGUCGCUUCCAGCGCUGUUACCCAUGCUACCCUUUCCAACUGGGAGUACUACGAAGUCAUCCGCCAAGCUGCUGACCCAAACUGUACUGCUCACAUUGAGAAUACUGUGAAGACACUUGACGUCCUGCUCGAGAUUCCUUAUCUCAAUCCUUAUGUCAAAGCGCUGUUCGGGCUGCAAGACCUCAAGCAUGAUGACGAUUUUAUGUCGGUCAUUGAGACACCGCUUGGUAAUUGGCAGGCGAAGAACUGGGAUCCUGCUGUGGGCAGUCAGAAAUUUGACGAAUUUUGUGAAACACUAAACAAACCGAUCUUCGGUGCAACUGACAUCUCAGCGCUCCCAGUUGGUCACGAGGACCGUCUUUUGAGUUUGCCAGGUGGACAUCGUAUUGAUUUCUCCAUCUUAAACUACGCGCAGUAUAUCAGAGAGGGUCUAGUCAAACGCUGCCUUAAUGCCGACAUGACCGUGGAGGAAUGUUUUGGAACGUACAACGAUACAGUAUUCAUGGAGACGGCUAUUAAUCAAGAUUGGCGACUCUGGACAUUUCAGGUCUGCACGGAAUGGGGCUAUUUUUUCACGGCUCCACCUGACCCGGAGUACCCUAGAAUUGUGUCGAAAUUGAUGACCAUGGACUACGCGAGCAAGAUCUGCCAGCAGGCCUUUCCUCCCGGAAAAUACUUCGUUGUACCCCCUUUGCCGAACAUCACAGCCGUAAACGCCCUCGGUGAUUUUGCAAUUGCAACUGACAGGCUUGCCUUCAUAGAUGGGGAUGUGGAUCCCUGGAAGCCAUGCACGCCACACAGUACGCAUGCAGAUGAUAGAGAGGAUACUAUUCUCAGACCGUUUAAGCUCAUACCAGGUGGAGUGCACCACUACGACGAGAAUGGUCUCCGCAAUAUCACAGAUGAACCUCUUGAAAUCCAGAAGAUUCACUACGAGAUAAUUAAUUUUGUCUUGGAGUGGUUGGAAGAUUUUGAAGUGUAGAUACACAUAUGAUGCUGGUUGCUGAGCGGUCUUUGCAACUGAAUUUCGAUCGUUGAAUACAAAGGCCCUCCGAGCACCCUUAGACAAGCUCUUCAACUACUACUGUCCACCCAAAAAUCAUGUGGAGUCAUAGGUUCUGGCUGUACUUCAAGGAUGCAAUUGGUGCCAUUGAUGGCAGUCAUAUUCCUGCUUCCCUGCCACUUCAUGACCGUGCUGCAUACUGCAACUGAAAGGGC
Messenger RNA from Pisolithus orientalis, 2334 nucleotides. RefSeq names its product serine carboxypeptidase S28-domain-containing protein. Gene Ontology annotation, biological process: proteolysis. Gene Ontology annotation, molecular function: dipeptidyl-peptidase activity; serine-type exopeptidase activity. The transcript is spliced from 12 exons. The coding region runs from base 395 to 2098 and encodes 567 amino acids. The record is from RefSeq and is a predicted model, not a curated record. NCBI's taxonomy places the organism in Eukaryota, Fungi, Basidiomycota, Agaricomycetes, Boletales, Pisolithaceae.